AUGAAAGCUCUUCAACAACAGCGAUUAGCCGCCAUCGCCGCCUCCUCACAGAUGGGUCCGGAUGAAAGCUCUUCAGCAACAGAGAUUCGCCGCCGCCGCCGCCGCAUCCACACAGUUCAAUUCAUUACUUCCAGCGGCCACCAUCCUUUCUCUUACAACAAACACAUGAACAUUUUGAACAAUAAUCCAAGGGGAUCUCAUAUUCAAUAUCCCCGUAAGUCACUUGCGAGAUUCAGAAUCGGAAUCGAAGUAGACGUCGCAGUCCGAGGCCAGAUCAGCUUUCUCUUCUCGGCGAUCCAGACAAGACCUGAUUGGUCUUCGCAGCUGGCGAUUGGCCUUCUACGAACGGAAGUCUCCGGGAGUCAAUUUGCCGCUGGCCGCUUUCCACCGAACAUCUUCGAUAAUUAUUGGGUGAAUCGUAAUCUUGAUGCUGGCCACCAAAUGUUCAUUGCAAGUUGUGUUCGGACAAAUAUUGGUUAUGUUCGGUCGUAUAAGCUGUUUAGGGAGAUUGUUGGUGAGUAUUCCAAUGUUGGUGCUACUGGGGUGGAUUUUAAGAAUUUCAAGCGUGAUUUGAUGGCAUACAUAUUGAAUGGUGAUGUUCAACUAUUCAUAGAUACGCUUUUUAAAAGGCGUGAAUUGUGCAAGGCUUUUGAGUUUGAAUAUGAUGUUGAUGACGUUGAUCAGCUUACAAGGGUUUUUUGGGCAGAUGCAGUAUCAAGGAAGAAUUUUGAAUUGUUUGGUGAUAUUGUUUCAUUCGAUGCUACAUACCUCUCUAACAGGUAUAAUUUGGUGUUUGUUCCAUUUACUGGAAUCGAUAACUAUAAGAGAUCCAUCACAUUUGGUGCUGGUUUACUUACGAGGGAAGACGUAAACUCAUAUUUGUGGCUUUUGGAGAGAUUUAAGACAACCAUGCGUCAUGAACCUAUUUGUGUUGUUACUGACCAAGAUCCAGCUGUCAAGGUUGCAGUUGCUCGUGUGUUUGGUACAUCAAAACAUAGAUUCUUCAUGUGGCAUAUAAUGUGCAAGGUUGGUGAGAAGGUUGGACCGGUUUUAGCUAAGGACGAGGUGUUUAGGAGGAAGUUGAAUGGCAUUGUUUGGAACAAAUCUAUAGAUUCCAAAGCUUUUGAGGAUUCAUGGAGUCGUAUUAUGGAGGAAUAUGGUUUGAUUGAUAAUGGACAACGUCUCGAUCAGAGUCUCAAAAUAGUUUUUUUGGCAGUUUCUCUAAUGGUCAUUCCAACACCAUUGGCGUUGGAGAAACAUGCAAUGGAUGUAUAUACCAUUUUUGUAUUUUAUGAUGUUCAAGUAGAGAUUUGUGAAGGUUGGUUUUCUUGUCGAGUGGUGUCUUUGUGUGAUUGUGAUGGUAAGGUGUGUUAUGGGAUAAAAGAUGGUGACAAGAAGGCAUGGUGUGUGGAGUUUUUGUUGGCUGACUCUAUUGCUACUUGUUCAUGCAAGAUGUUUGAGUGGAUGGAGUUGGUGAGUAGGCAUAUCUUUUUUGUGUUUAAAGACCGUGGACUUGAGAGAAUUCCUUCUAUGUAUUUGGUGUCUCGGUGGAUAAAGGGUGCUUGUUUGAAGCCAAUAUUUGAUAUUGAUGAUACGGUUGUUGAUCAAUCGGCUAAAGUGGAUAAUGUUAGGGUGCUUACUAAUCUAAUGUGGUCUGAAAUAUAUGCUUUCGUGGGAUUGGCUGAUGAUGGGUGUGAGGAUGACAAUGCGGUGGCUGGUAGCAGCAAGGAAAGUGUGAUUAAAUCAUUUUGUGGUGAUGUGUCUCAGGGGUCAACAGUGGAGGUGCGUGAUCCAAUUAAAGCUAAGAACAAGGGCAGCGAGAAGCGGAUGAAGAGUGCAAGGGAGAAAGCUCCGAAUAAGUGUGUAAAGCAAUCAAGGAAAUGCCAUACUUGUGAUGAAUAUGGUCAUAAUAGUAGGAUGUGCCCAUUAAAUGGCUAG
This is a messenger RNA of Ipomoea nil (Japanese morning glory), 1938 nucleotides long. Its product is annotated as protein FAR1-RELATED SEQUENCE 5-like. NCBI's taxonomy places the organism in Eukaryota, Viridiplantae, Streptophyta, Magnoliopsida, Solanales, Convolvulaceae. The record is from RefSeq and is a predicted model, not a curated record. Bases 1 to 1938 code for a protein of 645 amino acids. Gene Ontology annotation, biological process: regulation of DNA-templated transcription. The transcript is spliced from 7 exons.